Molecule: messenger RNA, 7409 nt
Organism: Manis javanica (Malayan pangolin)
Lineage: Eukaryota; Metazoa; Chordata; Mammalia; Pholidota; Manidae
Source: RefSeq, a predicted model, not a curated record
GAGCGCGCGGGGGAGCGGCGGGCGCGGCGGGGCGGAGCGGAGCGGCCGGACCAGCAGUGGGCGGGCGGCCGGGCAGGGACCCGGCCCGGGACCUGCGCCGCGCGGUGGCCAAGGCCCAGCUCCAGGACACGCACCCUGAGCCUGGAAGGCAUGCUGAGGCCAGGCUGCCAGCACGAUGAGUGUGAACAAGGCGGGCAGCUCCAGCUACCUGGAGCAGGCAGCCUACCACCUGCACAUCUACCCACAGCUGGCCACCAGCGAGAGCCAGGCCUCGUGCUGUGUGACCGCCACCAAGGACAGCACCACAUCCGACGUCAUCCAGGAUGCCAUUGCCCGGCUGCAGCUGGAUGGCACCAAGUGCUAUGUGCUGGUGGAGGUCAAGGAGACGGGUGGGGAGGAGUGGGUGCUGGACGCCAACGACUCGCCUGUGCACCGUGUGCUGCUGUGGCCGCGGCGGGCACAGAACGAGCACCCACAGGAGGACGGCUACUACUUCUUGCUGCAGGAGCGCAACCCGGACGGCACCAUCAAGUAUGUGCACAUGCAGCUGGUGUCCCAGGCAACAGCGGCCCGGCGCCUGGUGGAGCGUGGGCUCCUGCCCCGGCAGCAAGCAGACUUUGACGACCUGUGCAACCUCCCUGAGCUGACAGAGGAGAACCUCCUGAAGAACCUGAAGCACCGCUUCCUGCAGCAGAAGAUCUACACAUACGCAGGGAGCAUCCUUGUGGCCAUCAACCCCUUCAAGUUCCUCCCCAUUUACAACCCCAAGUACGUGAAGAUGUACGAGAACCAGCAGCUGGGCAAGCUGGAGCCGCAUGUGUUUGCGCUGGCCGAUGUGGCCUACUACGCCAUGCUGCGGAAGCGUGUCAACCAGUGCAUCGUGAUCUCGGGUGAGAGUGGCUCUGGCAAGACACAGAGCACCAACUUCCUGAUCCACUGCCUUGCUGCCCUGAGCCAGAAGGGCUACGCCAGCGGCGUGGAGAGGACCAUCCUAGGCGCAGGACCAGUGCUGGAGGCUUUUGGGAAUGCCAAAACAGCCCACAACAACAAUUCCAGCCGAUUUGGGAAAUUCAUCCAGGUCAACUACCUAGAGAGCGGCAUCGUGAGAGGAGCUGUUGUGGAAAAAUACCUGCUUGAAAAGUCUCGUCUGGUCUCUCAAGAGAAGGAUGAGAGGAAUUACCACGUGUUUUAUUAUUUGUUACUUGGCGUCAGUGAGGAAGAGCAGCAAGAGUUCCAGCUUCAGCAGCCUGAAGACUAUUUCUACCUCAACCAGCAUAACUUGAAGAUCGAAGAUGGGGAAGAUCUGAAGCAUGACUUUGAAAGGCUCAAGCAGGCCAUGGAGAUGGUGGGGUUCCUUCCUGCCACCAAGAAGCAGAUUUUUUCUGUCCUGUCAGCCAUCCUGUACUUGGGCAAUGUCACGUACAAGAAGAGAGCCACGGGCCGAGAUGAAGGCCUGGAGGUCGGGCCCCCCGAGGUGCUGGACACACUGGCUCAGCUCCUGAAGGUAAAACGAGAAAUCUUGGUGGAAGUUCUGACCAAAAGAAAAACAGUGACCGCCAACGACAAGCUCAUCCUUCCCUAUAGCCUCAGCGAGGCUAUCACCGCCCGUGACUCCAUGGCCAAGUCACUGUACAGCGCCCUGUUUGACUGGAUUGUGCUACGGAUCAACCAUGCUCUCCUCAAUAAGAAAGACAUGGAACUCUUCUAUCUGCUGGACGAAGAGAGCAACUUUCCCCAUGCCACGAGCCAGACCCUGCUGGCCAAGUUCAAGCAGCAGCAUGAAGACAACAGGUACUUCCUGGGCACACCCGUCUUGGAGCCAGCUUUCAUCAUCCAGCACUUCGCAGGGAAAGUGAAAUAUCAGAUCAAGGACUUCCGGGAGAAGAACAUGGACUACAUGCGCCCGGACAUUGUGGCCCUCCUCCGGGGCAGCGACAGCUCCUACGUGCGGGAGCUCAUCGGCAUGGACCCCGUGGCUGUGUUCCGCUGGGCUGUGCUCCGAGCCUCCAUCCGGGCCAUGGCCGUGCUUCGGGAGGCUGGGCGCCUGCGGGCUGAGAGAGCCGAGAAGGCUGCAGGUCUGGGCAUCUCCGGCACCCAAAGCCACGCAGCAGAGCCGCAGAGAGGAGCCAGCACCCCGUCGGAAAAGCUGUUCCGCGAAUUGCAUGACCAAAUCAUCAAGACCAUCAAAGGACUGCCCUGGCAGGGUGAGGACCCCCGUAGGCUCCUCCAGUCCCUCAGUCGGCUCCAGAAACCCCGCACCUUCAUCCUGAAAAGUAAAGGUAUCAAACAAAAGCAGAUCAUUCCGAAGAAUCUGCUGGACUCCAAGUCCCUGAAGCUGAUCAUCAGCAUGACCCUGCACGACCGGACCACCAAGUCCCUGCUACACCUGCACAAGAAGAAGAAGCCGCCGAGCAUCAGCGCCCAGUUCCAGACGUCCCUUAACAAGCUCCUGGAGACCCUGGGGAAAGCAGAGCCCUUCUUCAUCCGCUGCAUCCGCUCAAACGCUGAGAAGAAAGAGCUGUGCUUUGAUGACGAGCUGGUACUGCAGCAGCUGCGCUACACAGGCAUGCUGGAGACCGUGCGGAUCCGGAGGUCAGGCUACAGCGCCAAGUACACAUUCCAGGAUUUCAUAGAGCAGUUCCAGGUGCUUCUGCCCAAGAAUGCCCAGCCCUGCCGGGAGGUCAUCUCUACCCUGCUAGAGAAGAUGAACGUGGACAAGAGGAACUACCAGAUUGGGAAGACCAAGGUUUUUCUGAAGGAGACGGAGCGGCAGGCCCUCCAGGAGACACUGCACCAGGAGGUCGUUCGGAAGAUCCUGCUCCUGCAGAGCUGGUUCCGGAUGGUGCUGGAACGCCGGCACUUUCUUCAGAUGAGGAGGGCGGCUGUCACCAUCCAGGCCAGCUGGCGGUCCUACCGCGUCCGAUGGUCACUGGAGAGGACACAGGCGGCCGUGUACCUCCAGGCUGCAUGGAGGGGCUACCAGCAGCGGAUGGCCUACCAGCGCCAGAGAUGGGGCAUCAUCCACCUGCAGAGCCUCUGCCGGGGGCACCUGCAGCGCAAGAGCUUCAACAAGAUGGUCGCGGAGAAGCAGAAGGCAGAAGAAAAGGAGCGGGAAGGCCAGCAAGCCUUGAGGGAAGAAGCUGCAGAGGGCAGGCCGGGCCAGGCAGCCAGGCAAGAGCAGGUACCCGGGCAGGGCCCGGAACCGUCAGAGGACAGCAAGCAUUCGGCACUGGAUCCGCCAAAGCCCAAGAUGCAGCCGAGCAGUGAGCCCCUGGCAGAGAGCGCCCAACCAGAGGGGGUGGUCCCCAGCCUGGAGAAGGCUCUCCCACCCCAGAAAAGUGCAGCGGAGAGCCACGAGAAGGUGCCCAGCAGCCGGGAGAAGCGGGAAUCUCGGCGGCAGAGAGGGCUGGAGCACGUGAAGCUCCAGAACAAACACAUCCAGUCCUAUCAGGACGAGCACACCCUCAGAGAACUUUCUGGAAGGGCCAUCCCAGAGCCAGAAGAGAGCCUCCUGGAAGACAGAAAGGAGGGCAGAGAAGAAGAAUCCCCUUCAGAUGCAGGGCCAGAGACGGAGGAUGCUUCUGAAAUGCAGCUCGAGGAAGCGCUGCAAGUCGUGCCAGUCAGCCAGGUCUCCAGAGAAACUCCAAAGGUUCCCCAGGAUGGGAGCCUGAGCCCCAGCCACAGGGAGCGGCCACCCAGCCUGACCCUGGACGGUACCCCCGAGACCUUGGCCACCACUCCCGAGACUCCCAAGGACAAGAGUGAGCUGGGCAGUGACCUGAGCACACAGGACAAGCCCGAGAGCCCUGGAGGCUCUACCCAGAUCCAGCGGUACCGGGACCCGGACUCAGAGCGGCUGGCCAGCGCCGUGGAGCUGUGGAGGGGCAGGAAGCUGAUGGCUGCUGCUUCCAGCACCAUGCUAAGCCAGUCCCUAGACCUCAGCGAGCGGCACUGGGCCCCUAGCACCGCCCUCACACCGACAGAGGAAAGGCGUAUCUCCUUCUCCACGAGUGACAUCUCUAAGCUCCUGCCAUCCCCAACCCAGACCAAGACACAGCCUUGUAUGGAAACUGUGGACGGGCGGCAGGGCACAAAGAAGCAGGCCGUUCAGAAGAAGAAGUCAGGAGAUGCAUCUGCUGGCACAGACUCAGGGCUGUCCCCAGGCCCCCAGGCCGACUCUAAAUCUACAUUUAAGAGGCUUUUCCUGCAUAAAAACAAGGAUAAAAAGUACAAUCUAGAGGGCGUGGAGGAGAUGGAGAAUGCCAUACCUGGGAACAUUAUUCUGGAAGCUGCUACCAUGAAGAAGAAUCCAGAAGUCCCCUCCAGCCACCAGCACCGCCAUGCCAUGGGUGAGAAGCACACCAAGGAGCCAGGAGGCAAAGGGAAAAAGAACCGGAAUCUCAAGAUUGGCAAAAUCACAGUGUCAGAGAAAUGGCGGGAGUCAGUAUUCCGCAAGAUCACCAACGCAAACGAGCUCAAGUACCUGGACGAGUUCCUGCUCAACAAGAUAAAUGACCUGCGUUCCCAGAAGACUCCCAUCGAGGGCUUAUUCAUUGAAGCCACCGAGAAGUUCAGGAGCAACCUCAAAACCAUGUACUCCGUCCCGAACGGGAAGAUCCAUGUAGGCUACAAGGACCUGAUGGAGAACUACCAGAUCGUUGUGAGCAACCUGGCUGCCGAGCGUGGCGAGAAAGACCCCAAUCUUGUCCUGAACCUCUUCCAGUCGCUUCUGGAUGAGUUUACCCGCGGGCAUAAAAAUGAUUUCGAGCAGCCCAAGCAGAGCAAGGCUCAGAAGAAGAAGCGGAAGCAGGAGCGUGCUGUCCAGCAGCACAAUGGGCAUGUGUUCAUCAGCUACCAGGUGAGCAUCCCCCAGUCAUGCGAGCAGUGUCUCUCCUACAUCUGGCUCAUGGACAAGGCCCUGCUCUGCAAUGUGUGUAAGAUGACCUGUCACAAGAAGUGCAUGCACAAGAUCCAGACCUGCUGCUCCUACACGUGUGGAAAGAAGAGUGAGCCAGGCGCUGAGCCAGGCCACUUUGGCGUGUGUGUGGACAGCCUGACUAGUGACAAGGCCUCGGUGCCCGUCGUGCUAGAGAAGCUUCUAGAACACGUGGAAAUGCACGGCCUCUACACCGAGGGCCUCUACCGCAAGUCAGGCGCUGCCAACCGCACGCGGGAGCUCCGGCAGGCACUGCAGACAGACCCCACAGCAGUCAAGCUGGAGAACUUCCCCAUCCACGCCAUCACCGGGGUGCUCAAGCAGUGGCUGCGCGAGCUGCCCGAGCCCCUUAUGACCUUCGCCCAGUAUGGUGACUUUCUCCGAGCUGUUGAGCUGCCAGAGAAGCAGGAGCAGCUGGCCGCCAUCUACACUGUCCUGGAGCACCUGCCUGAGGCCAACCACAACUCCCUGGAGCGGCUCAUCUUCCACCUGGUCAAGGUGGCCCUACUCGAGGACGUGAACCGCAUGUCGCCCAGUGCUCUGGCCAUCAUCUUCGCGCCCUGCCUCCUGCGUUGCCCCGACAACUCGGACCCGCUGACCAGCAUGAAGGACGUCCUCAAGAUCACCACGUGCGUGGAGAUGCUGAUCAAGGAACAGAUGCGGAAGUACAAGGUAAAGAUGGAGGAAAUCAACCAGCUGGAGGCCGCCGAGAGCAUCGCCUUCCGCAGGCUGUCGCUCUUGCGACAGAACACUCCAUGGCCUCUCAAACUGGGGUUUUCAUCUCCCUAUGAGGGGGUCCUGAACAAGAGCCCCAAAGCAAGCAGUGGCAGGGGGAGCCUGGAAGGGUUGCCGGAGGAGGCGGCGGUGGCUGGCGGCGACGAGGACCGCGAGAAGGAGAUCCUCAUGGAGAGGAUCCAGUCCAUCAAGGAGGAGAAGGAGGACAUCACCUACCGGCUGCCCGAGCUGGACCCUCGGGGCUCCGACGAGGAGAACCUGGACUCAGAGACGUCAGCCAGCACCGAGAGCCUGUUGGAAGAGCGGGCCGGGCGGGGGGCCUUGGAAGGGCCCCCCGCGCCUGCUCUCCCCCACCCCACUGUGCCCGCCCCAAGCCCCCUCCCUGUGGUGGCCGCCCCUCCACGACGACGGCCGUCGUCCUUCAUGACGGUCAGAGUGAAGACCCCCCGCCGGACCCCCAUCAUGCCCACAGCCAACAUCAAGCUCCCGCCUGGCCUGCCCUCCCACCUUCCUGGGCGGGCAUCAGCUGGCCAGGAAGUUUCUGCCCCAGUGCGGCGUCGAGAGCCACCUGCCCGCCGCCCAGACCAGGUGCACUCCGUGUACAUCACGCCUGGCGCUUCCCUGCCUGCACAGGGCACUCAAGAGCCCCUGGAUGAGGACAGCCAGCCUCCUGGGGUCAAGCGGAGGUACUCAGACCCCCCGACCUACUACCUGCCCCCGACCUCAGGCCAGGCCAACGGCUGAGGGCCCAUGGCUGCCAGAGGCCACGUGUCCCAGGACGGCUGGAGCUGGUGCUGAGCUCCAGGGCCAGCAUUCAGCUCUCCAAGAAGGAUCCGGAAUGAAAAGCUCCAAGAGCCAUGCGAGGUGGGCACCAGCUCCCAAGUGCAGAGCCCCAGGCAGGGGGAGGCCAGCCGAGGCCCGGCUGCCCUUGCUGUGCCCCCACGUCUCAGACGCACUCGCCCAGAGCAUCAAAUCAUGGCAGGCAGCCUGGCAUUUCCCACCUCCCCUUUUGUACGUUUGUUAACUGUUUCUUUGUGUGUGGUUUACAUAACUUUAAACUGUAACAGCCUUAACAGAAGACCAAAUUGUUUUUUAUAUGUAUAUGUACAAACUUUUAUGUUAAUGCCUUGCAUCUCCCCAUAACCUGGACAUGAGUCUUCAGAGCAGAGCCCACAUGGCUGCCACACUUCCAAGGCUCAAACCUAUGCUAAAGAUGCUUCCGGGGGCAGUCCAAGGGCCAGGACCCUACCUGAGGCAUUUGGGCCCUUGGAGCAUCUGACUGCUCCGAGUCUGUGUGGAACUUGUUCUCUGGUGUGGCCAGCAGCCACCUGACCACCGUGCAUUCAAGGGAGCACUGGGGCUUCUGUGGAGAUCAAGGCUGUUGGCCGGAGCCAAGGCACAACUGGUAGGAGGCCCCCACCCAGGGACCCACUGCAGGCCCCAGGUCCAGGAGAGGCUGGAACGUGACUAUCACUCUGGACACGGGAGGCUGAAGGAGGCUGCCCUUUGGCACUGCCUGCCCACGUGGCAGAAUAGGAGCCCAAAACUCAGGACCAGUCAUGGGCCAGGAGGUCAAGGUCUGGGGUUUCCUGUCCCCACAGGUCAAUGGUGACAGCCUGGGAUCUGACAUCCGAAGUGGGGCUCCUCCUCUCUCAGGCUCAGCUCACUCUCCGGACACAUGACCACAGGUCUGGGAGGCACCCCACAAGCUGUGUGAAAUAAAAAGUGCCUGAAACAU